AUGCACCUGUCGAUCGAGGACCAUAUCGCAACCAUCACGCUGGACCGCCCGAUGCGGGCAACGCCAUCGACGAGCAGACGGCGCAGCUUCUGCGUGACGCAUGCGAGCGCGUUCGGCAAGACGACGAUAGUUUGCGGGCGAUUCCCCUAUGCCGGACGAGUUCGCGCGCCUGCGUGUGAGCGAAGCCGUAGCCGCCAUCGAGAAGCCAACCAUUGCGCUCAUAACGGCGACGCCAUAGACCAGGGUCUUGAGCUUGCGCUGGCAUGCGACCUGCGCGUGGCGGCGUCGGACGCGCGGCUCGGACUGACGCACUUGGCAACCGGCAUCAUUCCCUGGGACGGCGGCACGCAGCGCCUGCCCCGCGUCAUCGGGCAGAGUCGAGCCACCGCUAUGAUACUCACAUCGCGGUUGGUGGACGCUCAGGAAGCGAUGGAUAUUGGACUGGUGAACCAUGUCGCCGAGCGCGAAGAAGCAGCCGAAUACGUCAUGUCUCUCGCCACCACCAUCGCCUCGCACGCACCCAUAGCCGCACGCUAUCUCAAGAGACGCUGCUUAAAGGCUCGGACAUGA
This is a messenger RNA of Geodia barretti, 570 nucleotides long. The record is from the annotation of a GenBank genome assembly. NCBI's taxonomy places the organism in Eukaryota, Metazoa, Porifera, Demospongiae, Tetractinellida, Geodiidae.